CCCGCAAUUCCACGCAUGCGCGUUACGGAUCCGACAAUUGGCGCUGCAUGCCGUUGUCCAGCGGAGGCAAGUACAGUGUCCGUCUCUCUUCAGCGCAGACAGCAUCAGCAGAAAAAGAACAAAAUGCGCGAGUGCAUCUCCAUCCACGUUGGUCAGGCUGGUGUCCAGAUUGGAAAUGCCUGCUGGGAGCUGUACUGCCUUGAGCACGGUAUUCAGCCUGAUGGACAGAUGCCUAGUGACAAAACCAUUGGUGGAGGUGAUGAUUCCUUCAACACCUUCUUCAGCGAGACAGGAGCUGGCAAGCAUGUCCCCAGGGCAGUGUUUGUGGAUCUGGAGCCCACUGUGAUCGAUGAGGUUCGCACUGGCACUUACCGUCAGCUCUUCCACCCUGAGCAACUGAUUACUGGAAAGGAGGAUGCAGCCAACAACUACGCUCGUGGGCAUUACACCAUUGGUAAGGAGAUCAUCGACCUGGUGCUUGACAGACUCCGCAAACUGGCUGACCAGUGCACUGGUCUCCAGGGAUUCCUGGUUUUCCACAGCUUUGGAGGUGGAACUGGAUCUGGUUUCACCUCCUUGCUGAUGGAGCGUCUCUCUGUUGACUAUGGCAAGAAGUCUAAGCUGGAAUUCUCCAUCUACCCAGCUCCACAAGUGUCCACCGCUGUGGUGGAGCCCUACAACUCUAUCCUGACCACUCACACCACUCUCGAGCACUCUGACUGUGCUUUCAUGGUAGAUAACGAGGCCAUUUAUGACAUCUGCCGUAGAAACCUUGAUAUUGAACGUCCCACAUACACCAACCUAAACAGGUUAAUAGGCCAGAUUGUGUCCUCCAUCACAGCUUCCCUUCGAUUCGAUGGUGCCCUGAAUGUUGAUCUUACUGAGUUCCAGACCAACUUGGUGCCCUACCCUCGUAUCCACUUCCCUCUGGCCACCUAUGCCCCAGUGAUCUCAGCUGAGAAAGCUUACCAUGAGCAGCUUUCAGUUGCAGAGAUCACCAAUGCUUGCUUUGAGCCAGCCAAUCAAAUGGUCAAAUGUGACCCACGUCAUGGCAAAUACAUGGCCUGCUGCUUGCUGUACCGUGGUGACGUCGUACCUAAAGACGUCAAUGCUGCCAUCGCCACCAUUAAGACCAAGCGUACCAUUCAAUUUGUGGACUGGUGCCCAACUGGCUUUAAAGUUGGUAUCAACUACCAGCCACCCACUGUGGUGCCCGGUGGAGACCUUGCCAAGGUCCAGAGAGCUGUGUGCAUGCUUAGCAACACCACAGCUAUUGCAGAGGCUUGGGCCAGGCUCGACCACAAGUUCGACCUGAUGUACGCUAAGCGUGCCUUUGUGCACUGGUAUGUAGGAGAGGGUAUGGAGGAGGGAGAGUUUUCUGAGGCCAGAGAGGACAUGGCUGCCCUGGAGAAGGAUUAUGAGGAAGUUGGUGUUGAUUCUGUUGAGGGAGAAGGAGAGGAGGAGGGAGAGGAGUAUUAGAUUUCCUAGUCUUUCUACAGUACGUCUUUUAGGUUAGAACUGUUAAUUAUGUCUCAGACAAAUAUCUCUGUCUUUUGCUAGCAGUAUGAUGUGAUACCAGAAGAAGUAUUAACACUACAGCUGGUAUUAGGUUCUCUGUAAUCCUGAAAUCCUUAAACUGUUUGACAAUGAAGGUCAUUGUUGUCAUUCUGCCUUUAUGUAAUCACUAUUUGCUGUGAAAACCCAAUAAAUCUUUGAAAAGAA
Molecule: messenger RNA, 1722 nt
Organism: Tachysurus vachellii
Lineage: Eukaryota; Metazoa; Chordata; Actinopteri; Siluriformes; Bagridae
Product: tubulin alpha-1A chain-like
Exons: 4
Coding region: 16-1479 (487 amino acids)
Biological process (GO): mitotic cell cycle; microtubule cytoskeleton organization
Cellular component (GO): cytoplasm; microtubule
Molecular function (GO): GTP binding; structural constituent of cytoskeleton
Source: RefSeq, a predicted model, not a curated record